This is a messenger RNA of Frankliniella occidentalis (western flower thrips), 5525 nucleotides long. Its product is annotated as multidrug resistance-associated protein 1. Lineage: Eukaryota; Metazoa; Arthropoda; Insecta; Thysanoptera; Thripidae. Gene Ontology annotation, biological process: transmembrane transport. The record is from RefSeq and is a predicted model, not a curated record. Gene Ontology annotation, cellular component: membrane. Gene Ontology annotation, molecular function: ATP hydrolysis activity; ATP binding; ABC-type transporter activity.
AGACCAUGUCCGGAGGGAGCUUCUUCAUUUUUGUGCCGUGCUAUGUUUGCAUGGUUAGAUCCACUCGUUUACAAAGGUUACCGCCGGCCUCUAGUUCUUGGUGAUAUCUGGGGCCUCAAUGAAGCAGAUACAUCUACAGAAGUUGUACCUGCCUUUGAUAAGUUUUGGCUGAAAAGCGGGAAACCAAGGAAAGACAAUAUCAAACCGCUUCCCAAGGAUAAAUCCUCAUUGAGUGCAAAAAGUAAUAAUUCCAGUGCCAAGUCCAGCAUACCAAGUUCCUGGUCAAAAGGUGAAGUUGAGCUUGAGCCACUCUUUCACAAUGCUGCGGGUCAAAAGGGUGGUACUGAUGGACGUCAGCAAACAAAUAUCAUGUAUGCUAUGUGCCGGGCGUUUGGUGGAGUAUUUUUGGCUGGAUGUAUUGCUAAGCUCUUUGAGACAACCAUUGUGUUUGUGAGUCCUCAAAUCUUGAGCUUGCUCAUUACAUUUGUGGAAGAGGGUGAUGAACCUGUUUGGCGUGGCUACAUGUAUGCAGUUCUCAUGUUGUUGGCUGCAACAUUCCAAACUUUGAGUAUGACACAACACAACCAAAGGAUGUACAUUGUCGGAAUGCGCAUCAGAACUGCCCUCAUUUCUGCUAUUUACCGAAAGGCUCUACGAGUAUCAAAUUCUCUGAGAAAGGAACUGACGCUAGGAGAGAUUGUCAAUUUGAUGGCUGUGGACGCUCAAAGGUUCACUGAACUCAUGGCAUAUAUUAAUUUGGUUUGGGCUGCCCCCUUACAAAUUGUUCUUGCUUUGUACUUCCUGUAUCAAACCUUGGGAAUUUCGGCAAGUGCAGGAAUUGUUGUUCUACUCCUCAUGAUCCCAGUCAAUGCAUGGCUAGCAAACCGUGUUGAAAGUCUGCAAAUCUCUCAGAUGGAAUUGAAAGAUGAGAGAGUAAAGUUAACAAAUGAGGUUUUGGGAGGAAUGAAAAUUUUGAAGCUGUAUGCAUGGGAAGGUUUCUUUGGUGACCUUGUUCAAGGCAUCAGAAAUAAGGAACUUGGAGUACUAAAAGCUAAUGCAUAUCUCAAUGGAUCAACUUGCUUCAUUUGGGUAUGCGCUCCAUUUUUGGUGUCUCUUGCAUCAUUUGGUAUGUUUGUCAUGAUUGACGAAAAUAAUAUUUUGGAUGCAAAGAAAGCUUUUGUGUCAGUUACACUUUUCAACAUUAUUAAGCAGCCCUUCACCAUGCUUCCAAUUCUUAUCUCCAAUGCAAUCCAGGCCAGUGUUUCAGUGAGCCGAAUCAAUAAAUUCCUUAAUGCAGAUGAACUUGACCCCAAUUCUGUCACUCAUGACCCCCGUGAAGUGCACCCUGUUAUAGUUGAGAAUGGAACUUUCAGUUGGGGACCCGAUGAAACUCCAGCACUGACAAACAUUACUCUUCGAGUUGAGACAAACCGUCUUGUAGCUGUUGUGGGUCCAGUGGCCUCUGGUAAAAGUUCUUUGAUUGCCUGUUUACUUGGUGAAAUGGACAGACUUUGUGGAAGAGUGAAUACAAAGGGAACUAUUGGCUAUGUUGCGCAACAAGCGUGGAUUCAGAAUGCAACCCUUAGAGAUAACAUUUUGUUUGGACUACCAAUGGAGAAAGAAAAGUACAAUAUGGUCGUUGAAGCAUGUGCUUUGAAAGCUGAUUUAGAAAUGCUACCUGGUGGUGAUUUGACAGAAAUCGGUGAAAAGGGUGUGAAUGUCAGUGGUGGUCAGAAACAGAGAAUAGCCCUGGCUAGAGCAGUUUACAACUCAGCUGAUGUUUAUCUGUUUGAUGAUCCUCUCAGUGCUGUCGACAGUCAUGUUGGAAAGCAUAUAUUUGAACACGUCAUAGGACCGAAUGGACUGCUUAGAAACAAGACCCGGAUCUUGGUUACCCAUGGCAUUCAUUAUCUACCUGACACAGACUUAGUUGUGGUUUUGGAUGAUGGCAAAAUUGCUGAGUGUGGAACAUACCAAGACCUUAUUGACAAGAAGGGUCAAUUUUCACAGUUUGUCACACAGCAUUUAAAUGAUGGAAAAAUUGACUCUCCCACUGCUCCCUCAAGUACUGGUUCACCCUUAUCAGAAAGUGUUGCAAAUGGGCAUGCUCCUUUACCGAUGAUUGAUGGUGCUGACCCUCCUAAGCAUGAAGAGCUGCAAAGAAAAUUGUCCCGUAAAGGUCGCCAAGACUCUCAACAUCGCAGACCAUCCCUUGGUGGACCAGCAAGAAAGAUGUCAAGUGACCCUCACUCUCAUGCCCAUACUCCCCAUGCAUUGAGGGGUAACCAGCCACCAAUGGGCCGCGUCGAUUCCAUCAAGGGUCUUCACCGAAGGCGUUCUUCUAUUCACAGAUCAUGGUCUAAGGUUACCACAACUUUAUCAAGUAGUCUCCAAGAAAUGGAUGAAAUAGAUGUCCGCACUGCUCCUAAGCAGGGUGAGCGUCUGACAGAAGCCGAGGUUGCUGAGACUGGCAGUGUUUCCCUCAAAGUGUACUCUCACUACUGCCGUGCUGGUGGUCUCUGGUUAUGCUUUUUGACAAUGCUCUUUAAUGCUCUUUAUCAAGCAUGUGCAGUGGGCACAAACUUUUGGUUAAAACAAUGGAGUGAUGAUCAUGAACGUACUCACAAAGAGAAUGGUACAUUACCCAUGGAAACAAGGGACCUUUAUCUUGCAGUUUAUGGCGUCUUUGGUCUUGGUCAAGCCUUAACUUUGUUCAUUUCGGAUGUGGCUCCUCGUCUGGGAGCGUGGUUUGCGGCCAAAGCAAUGCAUGAUGUAAUGCUUCAUGGCGUUGUUCGUGCUCCAUUGUCCUUCCAUGAUGUAACACCACAAGGACGUAUCCUGUCAAGAUUUUCUAAGGAUGUGGAUGUCAUGGAUAAUCUUCUCCCUCAACAGAUAGCAGAUACACUCUGGUGUAUGUUUGAGGUGCUCUCAACAUUGCUAGUCAUCAGCUACAGUAUGCCCAUUUUCUUGUCGGUUAUUUUGCCCAUUGCUAUUCUGUACUACUUUAUCCAGAGAUUUUAUGUUGCCACCUCAAGACAGCUAAAACGUCUUGAAUCUGUGACAAGAUCACCCAUUUACUCUCACUUUGGUGAAAGUGUAACUGGUGCUGCAACAAUCAGAGCCUAUAAUGUGAAAGAACGUUUCAUCCGCGAUUCGGAGAUAAGAGUUGAUGUAAAUCAGUCAUGUUUCUACCCUAGUGUAAUUGCUGCAAGAUGGCUGUCAGUACGCCUAGAGACUGUAGGAAAUCUCAUCAUAUUCUUUGCCGCAUUAUUUGCAGUUAUGAGCAAAGAUACUAUUGGGGGUGCUCUAGUUGGUCUGUCCAUCAGUUAUGCUUUACAGGUCACAUCUGUCUUAAAUCUUAUGGUUCGUCUUUCCUCUGAAGUUGAGUCAAAUAUUGUUGCUGUUGAGAGAUUAAAGGAAUACGGAAACACUCCUCGUGAGGCAGAGUGGGAGUUACCUGAGAAAAAGCCUCAAGCCAGCUGGCCUGAAAAAGGAGCUGUAUCUUUCUUGGAUUACAAAGUUCGCUACAGAGAAGGACUUGACCUCGUUUUGAAGGGACUUUCCUUUAAUGUUUCUGGGGGAGAGAAAGUGGGGAUUGUUGGACGCACAGGUGCUGGCAAGUCAUCUCUUACUCUAGCAUUGUUCAGAAUUGUAGAGGCUGCUGAUGGCAAAAUUAUUAUUGAUGACAUUGAUAUUUCUACUCUUGGUCUGCAUGACCUCAGAUCCAAAAUUACCAUUAUUCCUCAGGACCCCGUCUUGUUCUCUGGUUCAUUACGUAUGAAUUUAGAUCCAUUUAAUAAGCAUUCAGAUGCUGAAUUGUGGACAGCGUUGAAUGAUGCUCAUUUAAAAAGCUAUGUUGAAGAAGAGGGAGAGGGACUUGAACUUGAGGUGACUGAGGGUGGAGAGAAUUUGAGUGUUGGUCAAAGGCAACUAGUUUGUCUUGCUAGAGCCCUCUUGCGCAGAACUCGUGUGCUUGUGAUGGAUGAGGCAACUGCUGGUGUGGACCUUGACACCGAUGAUCUCAUUCAGGCCACAAUCCGCACGAAGUUUAAGGACUCUACAGUCCUUACAAUUGCUCAUCGCCUGAACACAAUUGUGGAUUCAGAUGUGGUCCUUGUAUUGGAUCAAGGACGACUUCUUGAAUUGGACUCACCUGAACGUCUUCUCAAGAAUAAGGAAACAGUUUUCUAUUCCAUGGCAAAAGACGCUGGUCUAGUUUCAUGAAAGUCAUUAAAAGCAUGACAAUGUCAGUUAUCCAAUGAAAGGAAGAGUAUCUCUAGGUUAGUAAUUAUUAUGUUUUGUGAAUAUCCUUGUACAGAUAGCACCAUUUCUCUCUUCAUUCAUCUCUCUUUGUGUUCACAUUGUAUUUAAAAGGAAAAAGAAUGUCAUCAAGAUCUAAAUUUAUUAUUUAUGUCUUCAGGAAGCAAUAUGCCUAUCAAAGAAUUAUAGUUAGUGACUAGUUAAAUAAAAAAUAUAUUUUUAACAGAACACAGUUCUAUUUUUAGUGUAUUGUACAGAAAUCAGACUGCAGAUAUAUUUUUUAAGGAUGUGAGAUGGUUGAAAACAUGCAGAAUGUAACUUAUUGUGAUAAUGUUAUGCUAUACAAAUUAUUUCUGUGAUGUGUUCUCUUGUCUUACUCCUUUUGUUGUGCUGAUACCUAGUCAAGUCUCAGAAAUGUUUACCAAGGUCUUUGGGAUUUUACUGUGAAACUACAAGUUGCAUUUUAAUUAUAUGCUUGGACAUAUCAGUGAGAUGAAUUGCUUUUCUAAAGUGUCAUGUAUUGUUUCCAAACAAACUUAUGGAAAAAGCGCACCUUAGAGAGAUGUGCCUUCAAUCAUAACAUUUUCUGAUUUCACCUUAGGAAGCGUCAACUUCAAAAGUCAGCCAAAUUACUUAACUCGUUUGUAGUAUGGAAUAAAAGAAUUACAAGAAUGCAAGACUUAUUUUAAAGUGCCUGACAAAUGAAGAUAUUGUGUAGAGCAAAAUCUAAAAUGGAAAGAGGUGAUACAAUGUGAUAAAAUCUUGAAGAGUAUUUUCUUUUCAGUGUACAUCAAUAAGAAUACAGCAGAAUCUCAGUGGAAAAUAUCUUCAUCUAUUGCAAAAUGAGGCUUUAUUAUUGAUGUUUGACAUGGAACCUUACUUAAAAUGUGUACUUCUAUUUUGUAUUAGUUACCUAUUCUUUUUCUUCCCUCUUUGCCAUAUUAUUUUUAAAUGCCGCCACUUAACUUUGAAUCUACUUGCUGAGCCUUGAACGAUCAUACGUUUUCUUUUUCAAGGCUGGUUUUGAUGAAGGGGAGGGGAGGGGGGGAGGGGGAGAGUGCCGGUGAUGUAGUUUAAGUUGUUUUUGUGUUACAAUGUAUUGUCAUACUUACUGUCAUUGUCAUUGAUUUACAUGCCUUUUCAUAAUUCAUAACUAAUAAUUGUAAUGUGAAAAUGAUGCUGAGUGAAUGUAUAUGUGCAAUUUGCAUAUGUGAGCAUCUCCAAGAAAUAAAUGCUGUAGAGCUGAUGUGAGACGUCAAAUUAAA